AAAUUCCAACAGCUCCACUAUCCUUUGGUAAACUAAUGUCCAAAGACUUUUGAAGCUUCCAGUCAACCAACCCCCUCUUGCUCUUGCUAUUGCUCUUGCUCUUGGUUUGAAUCUGAUUAGGUGCUCAAUCUUUCACAAACAUAUCCAUCUCUUUUCUUCCUAAUCGAUGGAGGUUGCAGGGAUCUAUCUGGGGCCGAUCAUUCAGGCGCUGCUUGACAAGUUGGUCUCUCCGGCGGUGUCAAACUAUGCCCGUCGAGAGGGAAUGGAUGCUCAGUUGAAGAAGUUGGAGAAAAUGUUGCCAGCUAUUCGUGCUGUUCUGGCUAACGCAGAGGACAAGCAAUUGGAAAAUGAUGCUGCUGUCAAAUUGUGGAUGGACGAGCUCACGGACUUGGCUUACGAUUUGGAUGAUUUGCUGGACGACUUGGCUACUCAAACUUUGGGACGAGAGCUGAUCAAGCCACAAUCUCAUGCUAGCACCAGUACUACUAGUAAGGUACGACAACUCAACCCUCUCAAGCUUUAUCAUAAUAUGAAGUCCAAAAAAGAUAUGAAGUCCAAGAUAGAGGACAUCACUAAAAGAUUAGAAGAUAUUGAAAAACAAAAGAGUAUCCUGAAUUUGAAAGAGAAUGCUGAAGUGAUUGGGUUCAAGACAACAAGAGGAGGACGGGAAACGACUUCUUUCGUCUACAACUCUGAAGUUUGUGGCAGAGUACAAGAUCAAGAGGCUAUCGUUGCGGAGUUGUUGAAGGAUGAAGUUAGUGCUGACAAUUUCUCUGUCAUUCCCAUUGUGGGCAUGGGAGGCAUUGGUAAGACUACUCUCGCUCAGCUGGUCUACAAUGAUGAACGUGUAGAGGGUCGUUUUGAUCUCAAGGCAUGGGUUUGUGUUUCUGAUGAUUUUCAUGCAUAUGUUCAUAGAGUGACAAAGGCAAUUCUUCAGGAAGUCACUUCAGGAAGUCACGAUUCCGUGUCUCUGAAUAUGCUUCAACAGAAACUGAAGGAGAACUUGUCAGGGAAGAAGUUUCUUCUUGUUUUGGAUGAUGUUUGGAGCGACAAGUAUGAAGACUGGCAGCUCCUAAAACUUCCUUUUAAUGUUGGGGCACCUGGGAGCAAAAUUAUUGUCACAACUCGCCAUGAAAGCGUUGCAUCAACCAUGACUCUGUCUCAGGCUUACCAACUAAAAGGUUUGUCCAAUGAUGAAUGUCUAUCUUUAUUUGCCCAUCAUGCACUCGAGAAAGAAAACUUUGAUGCAGAUCCAAGUCUAAAAGGAAUUGGUAUGGAAAUAGUGAGUAAAUGUAAAGGCUUGCCCUUGGCUGUAAAGACACUAGCAGGCCUCUUCCGGAAUAAACGCCAAAGUAGUGAGUGGGUAGACAUAUUGAAUAGCAAGAUAUGGAAUUUACCCGAACAAAGUGGUGGUAUUCUUCCAGCCCUUCAAUUGAGCUAUCAUCAUCUCCCAUCUCAUUUGAAGCAAUGCUUUGCCUACUGUGCAACAUUUCCAAAAGACUAUGAAUUUGACAAAGCUGAGCUAGUUCUAUUGUGGAUGGGGAUAGGCCUUUUGCAGCAAUCAAAAGAAAAGGAUCGAAUGGAGAAUUUUGGCAAUAAGUGUUUUGAUGAUCUUUUAUCAAGGUCAUUUUUUCAACAAUUUGGUAGUAGUAAAUUAUUGUUUGUGAUGCAUGACCUUCUACAUGAUCUAGCUAUACAUGUUUCUGGAAAAAUAUCCGUUCGGUUGGAUAAGUUGGAGGGUAAUGAGCAAUUUGAAAUUCCUAAACGAGCUCGACACUUGUCAUUUGUUCGUCAAUACUAUGAAGCCUUUCAAAAGUUCAGGCCUCUUUGCAAAGUUCAGCAUCUCCGAACUCUAUUGGCAUUACCAGUUCAGGCACAUGCAUCGGCAUACUUAGCAAAAAAGGUUUUGUUUGAUUUAUUGCCAAAUUUACAAUGCUUAAGGGUGCUAUCGUUGUCUGGUUAUUCCAUAACUGAGUUACCAGACUCAAUUGGCCAUAUGAAGCAUCUCAGAAUAAUGGUCCACAAUUUUACAUUUAUGGAGUGCUUGUGAUUAAUUAAGUCACACUUUUCGGACUCAGGUUGGGAUGCUAAAUUGGUGAAUGAGUCGUACCCAUGGAUUGAGAAGCAAAUUGUUUACUGGCCAAAGCUUGGGCCAUUGCAGAGAGCGGUGAGGGACAGUCUUUUGGAAGUUGGGGUCUUACCCUUCAACGGAUUCACCUAUGAUCACAUAAGUGGACCAUUUUUGACAAGUUUGGUCGCCAUCACACAUAUGCAGAGCUUCUUGCUUCCGUAAUUUCUGAGAACCGUCAUGUUUUGAUUCAUGCUACAGGACAAAAGAUCAUAUUCAAUGUAACAGGGAAGAAACCAGUGGCCGUUGGAGUGAUCGUCAUGGAUGAAAAUGGGAAACAACAUUGAUAAUUUCUUGCAAAGAGGCCGAGCAGUGAGAUAAUAGUGUCGUGUGGAGCAAUUGGAAGCCCUCAGCUGCUGCUAUUCAGUGGCGUUGGACCUAAGGCUGACCUCAAGAAGAUGAACAUUUCAAUGGUGCUUGAUAAUGAGUCUGAUAACCCCUUGAACACUGUUUUUAUUCCCGCCAAUCGAUCUGUGGAGCAGACAUGGAUACAAACUGUAGGGAUUACCAAGAUGGUGUUGCGUUGAAGGUAUUCGUAUCGUGGAGAAGCUUGUGAGCUCCAAACACUUCACAAACUUCGCACUGUUUGAUAGACAAUCAGUGGCCAUGCCGCUCAACACAUUAAUGAAACAGGGUCAUUGGAGCAGUUUUGCAAAGAUACUGUGAUCACAAUUUGGCACUACCAUGGUGGGUGCCGAGUGGGCAAGGUACAUGGGAGUGAAGAUUUUAAGAGAGAUUAGGAAGAGCAGCUGGUUUAUAAAGACAGAUCAAGACCAAGUAAGGGCAGAUGCAUUUGUAUGUUGUGAUAGGGAAAAUGUAAUUUUGUUAGUCUAAUUCUUAGUGCAAUUGUAUGUAGAGAUAGGCUUGUCAACAAUCAAUAUCGGUGUUCUGUUCUUUUGUAUCUAUGGUUUGUAUAAGAACCAACUUUUAUUUAUGAAGUCACCUGUUGGUCUUUUUGCU
Molecule: messenger RNA, 3088 nt
Organism: Cornus florida
Lineage: Eukaryota; Viridiplantae; Streptophyta; Magnoliopsida; Cornales; Cornaceae
Product: putative disease resistance RPP13-like protein 1
Exons: 6
Coding region: 167-2050 (627 amino acids)
Biological process (GO): defense response to other organism
Molecular function (GO): ADP binding
Source: RefSeq, a predicted model, not a curated record